Messenger RNA from Mercurialis annua (annual mercury), 1169 nucleotides. RefSeq names its product probable carboxylesterase 8. The coding region runs from base 163 to 1131 and encodes 322 amino acids. Lineage: Eukaryota; Viridiplantae; Streptophyta; Magnoliopsida; Malpighiales; Euphorbiaceae. Gene Ontology annotation, molecular function: hydrolase activity. The record is from RefSeq and is a predicted model, not a curated record. The transcript has a single exon.
UUUGGAAAAGAAAGCUUAGGAGUCUUAAUUACCAACUAACUAUUUCCAACCAUAAAGAUUCCAUCAUUUUCCUCCAGAAAUCACUCCCUUCAUAUCAACCGACACCAUUCCCCCAAAAAAUUCAUAACAAAACAUUAAACCACCACAAAAACCACCCAAACAAUGGAUCCUUACGCAUUCCUCAAAAUUGCAAGAAACCCAGACGGCUCCCUCUCAAGAAACCCACCGUUCCCCGACGUAGCACCACUCGACCACCCCACCUCCGAUUCCAACUCACCCCAACUCGCUCUCUCCAAAGACAUAGUUCUCAACCCAUCAAAUAAAACCUACCUUCGUCUCUUCUGCCCUCUCCACCCGCCGCAGGAUUCCAAAUUGCCGCUCAUCAUCUACUUCCACGGCGGUGGCUUCAUCCUCUACAGUCCCGCCUCUAUUUUGUUCCACAAUUCUUGCGAUCAAAUAGCUUCCCUAAUCCCCGCUUUAAUCCUAUCCGUCCAUUACCGUCUCUCUCCGGAGCACCGUCUCCCCGCCGCUUACGACGACGCCAUGGAGGCUAUCCUGUGGGUUAAAGAUCAAGCUCAGGGAAGCGUCACAGACGGCGCGUGUGAUCCCUGGUUAAAAAACCAUGCAGAUUUUUCAACGUGUUUCUUAAUGGGGAGUAGCUCAGGAGGAAAUAUUGUCUACAACGCGGGUCUACGUGCAGUCGGUGGUGAUCUUUCUCCUGUUGUAAUCAGAGGGCUGAUAAUGAAUGUUCCUUAUUUCAGUGGGGUCCAGAGGACUGACUCUGAGAUGAGACUGAGGAACGAUAGGAUCUUGCCGUUGCCGGCUAAUGAUCUGAUGUGGUCGCUUGCAUUGCCUAAAGAUGUGGAUCGUGAUCAUGAGUAUUGUAAUCCGAUUGUUAAUGGAUCCAACGAUGAGAAAAUUCGUGGGUUACCGUGGUGUUAUAUUAGAGGAUAUGGAGGGGAUCCACUGUAUGAUAAGCAGAGGGAGUUUGCAGAGAAGUUGCAAUCUAACGGUGUGAAAGUGGAAACGUGUUUUGAUGAAGAUGGUUUUCAUGCUGUGGAGAUGUUUGAUUCUUCUAAGGCCAAGUCUUAUUAUGCUGAUGUUAAGGCUUUUGUUAAUCGUAAUUAUUGAUAAAAUUAGUAUUUCAUUUUGGUUUGUCUUAUUUUUUA